AUGUCUCUUAACCUUUGGCCUAGUAAUAAUGAUAUAGAAGAGAUUUUGAAUCAGUUGUUUCCUCAUAAUCUUUUAGUAUCCAAUUCUUUAGCAUCUUAUGAAUACGUUUUACAGAAAAAGAAAUCCAUAGGUAUUAAUAGUAAUAAACCUAUUAUGAUAAAUACCUUUAAUUCACAAACAAUCACUUCUUCUAACUUGACUUUAUCAAGUCCAACUCAAUCAAUUCAUUCUUCAAGAAAAAGAAAGAAAGUUGAUAGAAGUAAAUUUGAUGUUAUGUAA
Messenger RNA from Funneliformis caledonium, 279 nucleotides. Lineage: Eukaryota; Fungi; Glomeromycota; Glomeromycetes; Glomerales; Glomeraceae. The record is from the annotation of a GenBank genome assembly.